AUGGUAUUAGCUCUGUUUGCCCCCGCUCUUGGGACUGAUUAUGAGGUGACUUUUCCGUUGGGAACAACUGAAGAAUUGACAUUUCAUUACAGUUAUCCAAACUCUGAAUCAAGUGAGCAGACGCUGGAAGAGACACUUGAGCACUAUCUCAAUCAGAUUGUCCAACGAGACCUGGUAGACAAUGGGUUGGUCACAGUCCAAUCCAAAAACGACCUCUACAGUGCCACGAUACGUGGAGACAGCGAACAUGUGAACAAAUACAAGAACCUCAUCCUCAAGUUUCACAAGAGUGGGAAGCUUGCUGUAACGGCUGUACAGAAUCUGAGAAGCGAUGGUAAGUGGAAUGAGAGAGAAUGGCGAUUGUUCUUGCCUCUUGGGUUGGCCAUCAGCAACCAUCGCUCCGUCCAGUUGCUUCACUUCCCACCAGACUACUCCCUUCCUGCCCAGGACUACCUCGGCUCCAAGACCAGCCAACGCUGGGAGGACCUCCUGGAAGCCAAUGGUGUCCCACUGGAGGAGGUGACACUGUACGAAAGCAUCCUGGACAUUGCACCCAUCGCCGCACCUUCCAAUGCACGAAGUCAGCUCAAACACACGUAUAGCUAUUUCGAGAAUUACGUGGUACAAAUGCUCGAUCUCCUCCUUUUAUCUGAUGAAGGAGGGCCCCGGCAUAUGGUCGCCUAUGGUGGGCCGGUUCGCCAGUGGAUAAAGACACACUUUAUUAUUCAGGACUACUUUGGUGUGAAUUCAAUUGCCAAAAUCACUGUUAGCGGUGUUAGUGUGCCGGUCCUUGGAGCAAACCACCCUAGCUAUAUCUGGUAUGCCAAGAAUGAUGGGAGGCAAAAGGCUUUCGAAGUCAUGCAGCAGGACUUGAUUUCGGCCUGCUGGCAGGCAAAGAUGGGCUCCGACAACAGUCCUGCGAUCUUGAGGCAAUGCCAGGGUUUCUGGGAGGAUGAGUCAAAUGUCAUGACGGUCUGUAUCCACAUGGAAAUCGAGGCCUAUGGCCGUAGCAAGCCUGAAGCCAUCAACAAAUGCAAGGAAGAGUAUUCCUCUCAAACACAGAAAACAGAGCUAUAA
Messenger RNA from Geodia barretti, 1077 nucleotides. Lineage: Eukaryota; Metazoa; Porifera; Demospongiae; Tetractinellida; Geodiidae. The record is from the annotation of a GenBank genome assembly.